AAAGCGCUUUAGUUGAUGGCUAAUGUGUUCAUAACCUUCUCAGCUUGUUAAUGGUAACACGUUAACCUGGCGGAUAGCUAGCAGGAAGCUAGCUCCACGCUGCUGAAAUGUUAGCCAUUUUGCUAGUAAGAUGGCCAUGUUAGGAGGUCGGUAGUAGUCGGAGAUAAUAUCGUCUCGAUAGCUAGCGGUUAGCUGCUACCUGUCAGGUUUCACUAGCCGCGCAACACAGCAGCUGGAUUGUGAGGAUAUAUGAGAUAACUGUUGGCCCUGGAGCGACAGAAAACACCCUAAAAUCCAUGGAGACAUCAUCAGUGUUCAUGUGCUUCCCCUGCUACCAGGAGUUUAACACCCUGGAGGAGGUGCUCAAGCACCAGUUGACUUGCACUGCUGAGGAUGACCAACAGAAUGCAUCAAAACCCACAGCUGUUGCUGUUCCACAGUUUCAGACUCAGGUGUUACAUCCAACAAAGGCUGUUGAUGACCCACAGCUUGAGCCAGACAUAGGACAGACCUCCCAACCACCUGUGAUAAAUGCACUUAAUGAAGCUGCAGGGGUUUCUGAACAGUCACCAGAUCAACCCAGAAUUCUCUACCAAUGUGGGGAUUGUGAUGACCUUUUCAAGAGUCUGGAUCUUUGGCAAGAACAUCGUAAAGGUGGAACAUGCUAUCACUCACCCUGUACUUCCAGAUCAAAACUAGAUUUCGGACCUGAGUCGGAGGCCGUUUCAGUUGAGAACACAAGUUCACCUUUAAACCCAGAGGACUCUUCUUCCUUCAGGAUAGAAACUACUGAAAAUCUUAAUCCUGAAAGUGUGGAGGCAGCAAUAAAGCCUCUGACUGAAACUGAAACCAAGAAUGAGGAGGGUCCUCCACUUCAGAGUUCUGAAGGUACAGAGUUAACCUCUAAUGUAGAGGAUUCAUCUCCUUCCAAGAAAAGAGGAGCAAAUAAAAAACCUAAACCUGAGCCAGUGCUCCUUUGUGUGGACUGUGGUUCAUGCUUUGGUCUGGUGUCUGAGCUAGUGAGUCACCGCAAGACCCAACAUGGCUUUGAGGAAGUUCUCCAUCGUUGCAAUGUCUGUGGGGAAAGCUUUCUAAACACCACCCUCUUUCUGUACCACCGCAAGCAACACCGGCAGACAAAUGAGUCAAAGGCGACUGUGCUUCUAGAACUAACGCCAGGAGAGGUUUGUAAUCAAAGCAAUGGAGCUGAUGAGCAGGAAGAGGAUGCUAAACCCUCCACCACAACCGGUACCUCCAGCUUUACACAACCUGAGCUUUUUAUGUGCACAAAGUGUGGAGAAAGCUUCAGCAAUGAAACAGGCUUGGUCACACAUCGUAAGCAGAAGCAUAGCCUUCAGGAGGCCAUACACAGUUGCUCUCUUUGUGGUCAGGGAUUUAUGAACACCACCCAGUACUUAUAUCAUCGUCGGCAGCACCACAACACCUCAGGGACAGUGUUGCAGGAUGGUGCUGAGACUAGUGGUGAAUUAGCCACCACUAACCUUCAAGAUAGUCAACAGGCCUCAAAGCGAUCGCUUUCCCCUCCUGCCUCCAGUAGUGAAUCAGGUUCGCCCCAUCCAAAGAGAAGUAAGUCCGAGAGCAGUGUCAGUGCACUCAAAGGAAACAAGGUGAUUCGAACAACAAGGGAGCAGUCAGAUGGCAAUGCUCCUGCAGACUCUGAUGCAACCAAUCUGCCUCCACCUGCCAAACUAAUGCAGGACUGGGCACGCACCCAACUCCCACAUGUUUGCCCAUACUGUGGCAAAACCUUCACACGACGUGUGUUCCUCCGGUCCCAUGUCUUCACCCACACUGGAGAAAAGCUAUUCACAUGCAAGGUGUGCCCAAAGGCUUUUAGUAACUCCCAAAGCCUGCUGCGCCACAGCUUGAGCCACACCGGUGUGAAGCCGUACUACUGCGAUGUGUGUGGCAAAAACUUCUCCCAGCCAGCCACCCUGAAGAGACACCAACUCAUCCACAAAUCUGUACACCCACGGGGCAAACGAGGACGCAAACCGGUGUGUACUUUGGACAACGAAGGAGUGGCCCAUCUCUUCCCUUGCCCUAAUUGCCCAUCCAGAUUCAACACUGAGGAGCAGCUUAACCAUCACAAAUUGCUCCACACCAGUCACCCAUUUCCAUGUGCAGAAUGUGGAGAAGCCUUCAAACGUAGAAAGGACCUUGACCUGCACUCACUCAUUCACCAAGACAAGCAGCCAGCAACUUGUCCUCACUGCUUAGCCCAGUUUGUGAACCAGUCAGUGUUGGAAAUCCACCUGCAGCGUUGCCCUACAAGUGAAGAGGAGAGGAAUGCCGGGCGUGGAAGGGGCCAAGGCCGUGGACGCUGCACUGGACAGAUUGAGUGUGACUUAUGUGGCCAUCGUUGCAUGACCCAAGAGGGCCUUGACCUCCAUCGGUUAUCUCAUACGGGCCAGACGCCUCUGAAGUGUCCGGUGAAACCUUGUCGUCGUCGUUUUAUCUCCAACGCUGCACUUGAAGAGCAUGUGCUGGCUCACAUCCAAGGAACACUCAGCAAGACCAAAAACCGACCUAACUUCCGCUGUGAGAUUUGCCACAAGGAGUUUUCCUACAAUUCCACCUUCAAUGUGCACAUGAGAACACAUACUGAUGAGAGGCCCUUUGAGUGUGCCACAUGUGGCAAGCGCUUCCGCCAGCUGCCACAUCUACAGGACCACGAGCGCAUCCACUCUGGCCUGCGGCCUUUCUGCUGCUGGAUUUGUGGUAAAAGUUUCAGUGUGGCUGCCCGUCUUACCGAGCACGCACGCACCCACAGUGGUGAGAAGCCCUACCCCUGCCCACACUGCCCCGCUGCCUUCCGCUCACGCUCCAACCUGGAUAAACACGUCAAGCUGCAUGGCGACAUCCCUCCAGAGACUGCCGAAGAGGUUGCACAGGCAGCCGAGGCUGCCCAGGUACAGAAGGUGCUGGAGGGAGCUCAAGUGCUGUCUUCUCUGGCAUCUACAGCAGAGGGAGACACUACGUCUGUGCAAACGAUCUACGUCCUGCAGGGAACUGAUGAGAGUGGCGAAACAGUCAUGAUCCCAUCAGAUCAGCUCAGCGCCAUGGAAGGCUCUUCACAGGUUGUCAUCCUGCCUUCCUCUGUUCUGGAAUCUCAAGCCAUUGCUGUUCCCACUAUCACCAUGGUGGAGACAGGCCAGUCGCCCCAGCACGCCAUCGAGUUCAUCGUGGAGGAAACUGUGUGAAGACACGCAGCAAAUCUAUUGUGAGGAGUGAUACAACUGUUGAGUUUAAACAAACAAAACAGGAUUGAAAGGAUUAAUGGCUGUUGGAGAGUCAAGUCUGGAAUUUGGUGGACUUUCUUUCUUUAUAUGUGUAUAAAGUACCAUAUUUUCUGGAGUAUAAGUCGCAAAAAUACCUCUUGAAGAGGGAACACUCAUAUCAGUCACACUGGAGUAUGUCACACCUUUUUCUGUAUUAUUAGUUCUUUAAUUUGGAUUUUUUUUUUUUGUGCAUUGUUGUGUACUUUUUAUGAUUGGAGUUUAUUUUGUUUAGUGCUUUGAUUCCUGGGAAAGUCCCAUAUAAAUAUUCAUGGUUUUUAACAAGGAAUGUGUGACUUUUUUUUUUUCUUCAGUAUACACGUAUACGUUGCAUGGCCUCCAAAACUAAAAAAAGCAAAAACAUGACUUAUACUCUGGAAAAUAUGGUAGUUUGAAUUCUAAGUAGGGGUGUAAUGAUGCACAGCUUUCUCAUAGUUUGGUUUGAUUCCAGUUUGAUAUUCAUACCAUAUUUGCUGCACUUUAACACCCUGUGACCUUGAUUUACCCUUUUCCUCAUCUGUGAGGAAAAAAAAUCUCUUAUUAUUUCUCUUUUUUCCUAGGAUUUAGUGGAAAAAUACUUAAAAUAUUUAGGUGUGAUGUCCUCUAAACACUUAAAAAAAAAUUGAAUAUUCUUUGUGUAAACAGUAUCCUUAUUAAAAAGGAGAGUAAAUGCCUGAACUUUGGUGACCAGCUCUUACCAAAACAGAAGGACCUGACUUAUCCAUGCUACAAGACACAUACAUUAUCAGAUGAGCUCUUGUUUGUAUAUUUUGAUUUACCAUUUCAAACCCACAUUGUGUAUUUCAGCAUUCCAGUAAAAAUUUUGUCCACUGCAAAUCAGACACAAAACAAAAGUUGUUCUUUCCCAGUGGAUGGUUGAUAAUCUAGAAUUGUUAUUUGUGUUCAGAUGAGUCUAACGUUCUUUAGUUACAACUUAUUUUAUACAUACGACUAAGAUAGAUUGUAGUAUUUGGGCUGAUUUGUUCAUUUCUUAAACUCCUGAGCUUUUGAGAACUGAAGCUUCCACCCCAUCCCCAGUCCCCCCAGGUCAGCAGUAACUAUGUAUAUAAAUAUGUAUAAUUGCCAUUUUUUGAAAGCAGUAAUUUAAUGAACUUCAUCUUAGGAGUUUUUCUUCUUGUCCAGAAAUCAUGCCGCAAUGCUUUGUUACUCCUAAUUCUAAGGCAGUUUUAAUAAAUGGCCUUUUCUGUGAGCCCCACCCGUCCCUGUCCCUGCCUGGUAUGUUCUACAACUUCCCUUAAGCAGAAAUGGAUUUGAGUAAUCAUUAAUGAAGCAGCAUAACAAAUAUAUAUAUACACACACACUGUUCAACGAAAUGCAAAGUUGGUCGUUCUAAAUGGCUUGUUAUAAAAUUGUUAUAUGCAGAUAGGUAUUUAAAGCCCCCACUGAUGGGGGUUGGGGGAGGAGGGGGUAAGAAACAUCUUUUCCAUUCUUGCCAAUAAAGUGCUUCAGCUUCCA
This is a messenger RNA of Thalassophryne amazonica, 4775 nucleotides long. RefSeq names its product zinc finger protein 574 (gene znf574). The record is from RefSeq and is a predicted model, not a curated record. Gene Ontology annotation, molecular function: DNA-binding transcription factor activity; RNA polymerase II cis-regulatory region sequence-specific DNA binding. Bases 297 to 3224 code for a protein of 975 amino acids. Gene Ontology annotation, biological process: regulation of transcription by RNA polymerase II. The transcript has 10 exons. Lineage: Eukaryota; Metazoa; Chordata; Actinopteri; Batrachoidiformes; Batrachoididae.